GAAGAGAGAAUAGCUACAGAUUCUCCAUCUCAGUCUUUGCAAGGGGACAGCUGUGCCAGCCAGGCGCUGGCAGGCUCCUGGCAGCAUGGCAGCAAAGCUCAGGGCGCUCCUGCUGGGCCUUGUGCUAAGCCUGGCUCAGCCAGCCUCUGCCCACCGGAAGCUCCUGGUGCUUCUCCUGGAUGGUUUUCGCUCAGAUUACAUCAGUGAUGAGGCUCUGGAAUCAUUGCCUGGUUUCAAAGAGAUUGUAAGGAGAGGAGUAAAAGUGGAUUACUUGACUCCAGACUUCCCUAGUCUCUCCUAUCCCAAUUACUACUCUCUAAUGACUGGCCGCCAUUGUGAAGUCCAUCAGAUGAUUGGCAACUACAUGUGGGAUCCCAACACCAAUAAGUCAUUUGAUAUCGGUGUCAACAGAGACAGCCUGAUGCCUCUCUGGUGGAAUGGAUCAGAGCCUCUGUGGGUCACUCUGACCAAGGCCAAAAGAAAGGUCUACAUGUAUUAUUGGCCAGGCUGUGAGGUUGAGAUUCUUGGAGUCAGACCUACUUAUUGCCUAGAAUAUAAAAAUGUGCCAACGGAUAUCAAUUUUGCCAAUGCAGUCAGUGAUGCUCUUGACUCAUUCAAGAGUGGCCGGGCUGACCUUGUGGCCAUAUACCACGAGCGCAUCGAUGUGGAAGGCCACCACUAUGGCCCUUCCUCACCUCAGAGAAAAGAUGCCCUCAGAGCUGUGGACACUGUCCUGAAGUACAUGACCCAGUGGAUCCAGGAACGAGGCCUGCAGGAUGACCUAAACAUCAUCAUUUUCUCAGAUCAUGGGAUGACAGACAUUUUCUGGAUGGACAAAGUGAUUGAGCUGAACAAGUACAUCAGUUUGAAUGACCUGCAGCAAGCAAAAGACCGAGGGCCUGUUGUGAGCCUAUGGCCAGCUCCAGGAAAACACACUGAGAUUUAUAACAAACUGAGUAGAGUGGAACACAUGACUGUCUAUGAAAAAGAAGCCAUACCGAGCAGAUUCUAUUAUAAGAAAGGGAAAUUUGUAUCUCCCUUGACUUUAGUAGCGGAUGAAGGCUGGUUCAUCACAGAGAGUCGAGAGACGCUCCCAUUUUGGAUGAAUAGUACUGGCAAGAGAGAAGGCUGGCAGCGUGGAUGGCACGGAUAUGACAACGAGCUCAUGGACAUGAGGGGCAUCUUCCUGGCCUUUGGACCUGAUUUCAAAGCCAACUUCAGAGCUGCUCCAAUUAGAUCUGUGGAUGUCUACAACGUUAUGUGCAACGUGGCAGGUGUCACUCCGCUACCCAACAACGGUUCAUGGUCCCGGGUAGUAUGCAUGCUGAGGAGCCAGGCCAGCAUGGCUGCCUCUGUCCAGAGGCACAGCUUUGUGCUGGCCUUGAUUCUUCCCUUACUGUUUGCAUGACUGAGCAUGUAUAUUGCUUGUCCCAAAAUAUUGUCAGCAAAGUGUGCUUCCAAAGUGAAAUGAUAUUCAUUUUCUAUGUGAAUAAUAGCUUCAUUAACAUAAUCAAAGCCAUAUAAUCUGUACAUAUAUUAUGGGAUGAUUUGAUACCUAAAACUCCCUAAUUGAUUUUUUAAAACACCCAAACUUUAUUUUUUCUCAACAUAAGAAAACCUUAGCUUUUCAUUUAUUCAGCUAUCUGUGAUGGUCUCCUUCAUUUCAUGUAGUUACAUAUAGUCUGAGAAGUAACUACCCUAAGGAGCCAAGCUUCAAGGGGCUACUCCAUGGUUAUCACUCCUUGUCUGAACCUACCCAAAGGAGACCUUCAGACCAGGUCCUUGCCUGCCCUGUCCACAUCUGAGAGCCAUCUCUAGUGGUUUGUGGCCACAACCUUCUACUGUUCCUUCCAUCCUGGAAGAGGUUUACAGAAAAACAAUAGCUGCUCUCUGUUCUUAACACUGCUCAUGGAGUUUUUGUGUACUAUGCAAAGUCCUAGAAAGGAUGCAACAUGAGCAGGGAUCACCGUUCAGCCAACUAGAAAUCCCUGAGCAUGGGAGAAUCCAUAAAACAAUGUAAAAGACAUCGGUCUCCCUGAAGUCUGAGUACACAGUAAUUUCUCCCUUGCCUUGAAAGAAAAAAAAAACUAAAAAUGCUUAUAAGUUUCUGUGAGACAUAUUAUACACAGAAUGUCAUGGCAUGAAACCUAUAAAUAAUAGAUCUUGAACAUUAAUGGCCUGACAGUCAGAGUUCCCUCCCAAUUGUCUAGGAAAGCUACUUUAGACAUUGCCUCUCUGGUUCCAGAUUUGGGCUGUAGACCCCAGUAAUACCUGGCAUGUCAAUAUAUACUGGAGAAGGGAUAAAUAUCUUAUCAAAGAAAAUAUGGACACAGCACAGAAAUGCUAGUUUAUUGCUAUGAAACGUAAGUUCUAUGGAUCAAUAGUCCUGAAUCAGAGCUUAGCUAACAGCUCUAAAGGGAAUCCUUGAAUGGCGCAAAAUUCCAUAGGAAACAGUGGGAGAGCGGGAGGAAGGGAAAGAGAGCGCAGCAGAACUCCUAGCCACUGACCAACCUUCCACCGGAUUAAGAAACAAAUGUCAAAGUGGUGGUCAGUGUGCCAGCUUAUACCUCUAAGAAGAGUCACUGAGCCUGACUUAAAACAGCUUUAGUUUACUCACCUAAGUUUCUAUAUGGGAGUUCAUCAAAUAAGAUUUUUAAAUGAUUAGAAUCUUAGUAUGUACACACAGUGCCCAACAGAUGAUGGUUUAACUUUUGCAUUGAUUUCAUGAUGGUGCAAAAGCCAUCCCUGUUCAGUAGACAUCAUCCUUUCAAUCUUGAAUGUGUAACAGCUGAUGUGAUGUAGGCUGUUUGUCACUCUCUCUGUGUCCCAAAGAACCACACAACUAUGGAGGGACAGCUAAUGCAGUGUCCUGUGUAGCUAUAUGCAAUGCUUUAAUAGGGUUGGUGUAUUAAAUACAUUUUCCAUUGAAUGAUAUUUUAACUUACAAGGGGGUUUAUUGAGACUGCAUAACCCAUUCAUAAAUCACAGAGCAUUUGUCCAUAAAUCCUACUAUUGUAUUCAAAGUGCACAUACACUAGAUGAGGCCAUCUGCAAAUGAGACAUCGUCAGGAUAAGACAGCACAUGCGAUCCCUAUUGGAUAAGGAAGCCCUUACGUGCUUUCUACCUUGAAAAGUGAAUCUCAGCGUUCACCCUAACACAGAAAGGCUGGGAGCCAUCUCUGGGCCAUGAAUCAUGGGACCAGAGGAUCAGUUCUUAAAAAUAUUCAAUUUAUCUUCACAAAAGAUUUCCAAGGUUUUAUGUAAUAUGUUUUUAAAGCUCCAGUAAACGUUGAAUCAAUUGGAAAGGAGGCAAAUAAGCCUUUGUUGUGUGGUUGAAAGCAAAUUAGUGCUUUCAGAACCUUGGCAUUGGCUUUUGAAACAGAUGUCUAUUGUUCAAAGUUUUCUUUCCCUUUAAAGGACAUGUUUUGUUGAAUUAAAUGGAGCCCACUUCCUCCUUUAUGAAGGAAGGAUCUCUAAGACAUCCUUAAGCAAUUAAAUUAAAAGUGAAUCAUCAAAAUCAAGAGGGGAUAAACACAUACAUGGUCAAGUUACAUAACAAAAUUCCAGAUAUUUGUUUGACAAAGUAUAAUUUCCUAAUAAGUACUAUUAAAUAAGUGAAAGAAUAAGAUUCCAAUGGAAUCAUGAAUACUGGCCUAAUAAAAAAACCAGCCUAAUGGAAAAAAAUCUUUUUGUCUAAUAUAAUACAUAUAUUUCAGUGGCUUAAUUGAUUAAAUUUGUUGCCUUUUAUUUUUCUUUUAAAUUUAUAUUAUUUUCCUAGGAAAAUUCCAUUUUGCCAAAAUGUUUUUUGUUCCACAGCAGUAAAAUAUACAAGAAAUAUAUAUAGGUACUUUUGUCCUGGAUUAUUUUAUAACAUCACUGCUAAUUCCAAGAGAAAGAUUAAUUGGUUGGAUUUGUCAAUAAGAAAUGAAAAGCUGUUCUUAAGUUAAAGAUGAAUUGAAGGUCCACUUUCCAUGCUCACAGCCUAAUUUCAAGAAUCCAAUUCA
This is a messenger RNA of Octodon degus (degu), 4004 nucleotides long. RefSeq names its product ectonucleotide pyrophosphatase/phosphodiesterase 6 (gene Enpp6). Lineage: Eukaryota; Metazoa; Chordata; Mammalia; Rodentia; Octodontidae. The transcript has 8 exons. The coding region runs from base 86 to 1408 and encodes 440 amino acids. The record is from RefSeq and is a predicted model, not a curated record.